GAGGAGAAGCCGGAGUAAAGUUUGUCCAAGUUUGCACAUCCCUUCGGAAACGCCAUUUUGAUUCCUCUCCUCUUCGGUGCAACUUUACAGCCUCUCGGUCCACCCCCCCCCCCCUCUUCUUCAUCAUCCCCGCCGUUCAUCAUCAUCAUCAUCGCGGCCCCCCCCCGUCAACGCCGCCACCAUCAUCAUCCUCCUCGCCACGAUGUCUCGGCGCAAGCAGCCCAGCCCAAACAAAGUCCGCCUGUGAAGUUGCAGAUAUUUACACAGCAAACCCCGCCCCUCCUGCCCCGCCCCCGAGAAACUUGAGCGAGUGAGCAUUGCUAAACGAAAAGAACGUCAUGGAGAACGCCACAGAGGAGCUGCAGUUGGAGGGAGGAGCUACUGCUGAGCUCCACAAGGAAGAGGCGGAGCUAAAAGAGAAAAUACCUCAACAGGAGCCAAAAGAAGCCAUGAACGGCGUGCUGGAGAAUGCCAAGGAGGCGGCGGGAGGAGAAGAGCUGUCCUCCAUCAACGCCAUGAUGUCAGCCGUGAUGUCAGCGGCGGGGACCAUCAACGGAGGGGACGCAGAUAACGAGAGCGGAGCAGCGUCGGGGAACUCCUCUGCUGGCCCCUCCCCCAGUCCCUCACCCGGCAAGUUAGUGACGGCCGCAACGAGAGCUCCGCCCAGCCGCAACGCAAGACGCACCCAGGACGCCAAAGACGACAGCUCCGCCUACAUCUGCCCGCUUUGCGACAAGAACUGCCAGACUCAGCACCAGCUGACCAUGCACAUCCGACAGCACAACGCCGACACCGGCGCCACCGACCACUCCUGCAGCAUCUGUGGGAAGUGCCUGAGCUCGGCCUCGUCGCUGGACAGACACAUGCUGGUGCACAGCGGCGAGCGGCCGUACAAGUGCAGCGUCUGCGGGCAGACCUUCACCACCAACGGAAACAUGCACAGACACAUGAAGAUCCACGAGAAGGACCCCGCCAGCGGCCUGCUGCCCAUCAGCAGCCCCCCCUCCCCCACCAAACGCCGCCGCCCCUCCGUGAAAAGGAGGCAGGCCCAGGAGGAGGAGAACGAAGACGAACCGCAGAGCAAGAAGGUGAUGGAGGACGGCGUGGCCGAGGAGGAGGCUGUGGGGGCGGGGCUAGGCUCAGAGGAGGAGCUGCUACCGUGUCCAAUCUGCUUCAAGACCUGCAGCUCCAGACUGGACCUGGAUGCUCACAUGGACUCGCACCCUGACACCGCCCUGAGGUGUGACCUCUGCUGCUUGUCUUUCCGAACCCACCGUGGGUUACUGCGCCACAACGCGGGGGUUCACAAACUCCUCCCCCAGGACCCCAACGGCCGCCCUUUCAUCCAGAACAACCCCUCCAUCCCCACCGGCUUCAACGACCUGGCCUUCAUCGACUUCUCCUGCAAGAAGUUUGCUCAGAUUGCGCAGGUCUGGUGCGAGACGAAUUUGCGGCGCUGCAUCAGUAAGUUCCAUCGCUUCGUCUGCGACGGCUGCGACAAGGCCUUCCCGCUGCGCUCGGCGCUGGAGCUACAUGAAAGCACCUCCCACCCCGACGCUCCUGCUGCCGCUGACGGCGCCAAAGAGAAGGGCGAGGAAGGCGGAGCAGCUGAAAACGGCAUUGAAGGAGGGCAGAAUGCUGAAGCCCCGCCCCCAAUUCAGGCCAGCUUCCUGGAGGGUCUGGGCCUCCUGCACGUGUCAAAGGUCAAAUCUGGCCCCACUGAUGACGAGAUCCACCAGGCCCACUUGGACAGUAUAAAGGUGAUUCAUGUGGAGCCCCCCUCCUCCAGCCUCCCCCAAGAACCCGCCUCCGCCUUCCUCUCUGGAGGUCUGGGGUUAACCCUGGGUCUGGGGGUGAGCGGGCUGGCUGCUCUGAGCAUCCCGCUGCUGGAGGCGUCCAGCUCCGUCCUGCAGGGUUUGUCUCAGGGGGACGCGCUGCGGCUGCUGUCCCUGCAGCCGUUCCAGAAGGGCUUCCUGCUGCAGCCUGACGGGGGCGCCAGCGCCGCCUCCUCUGGCGCCAAGCCCGGGGACGCGGGCGGAAGCGAGAUCAUGGAGCUGGCGGACAUCCAGCAGAUCCUCAAAGUGGCAGCCGCUGCACCCAAUCAGAUGGGACUGCCGCCUCUGGCCAAAGCCCCAGGAUUCGCUGCAGGUCCAAGUCAGAAGGCGAUGCCCCCGCUGAAACCCAAACCCCCCAACAGCCCCUGUUCCAGCCUGACGGCAACCACUCCACCCCCCCUGCAGAGCUCCCAGCAGGCCUCUCUGGGCUGCAUCAGCCCCGGCCUGCCACCCCCCACCCCCCACAAGGCGCCCCCGUCAGCCGGGACUGCGGGACAGGUGGAUGCAGAAAGCCUGGGUGACUCCCCGGUCUCCGACUCGCCGCCCAUGAACGAGGAGGCGGGGCAUGGAGGAAGGAAGCCGGGGACCAAAGGGGGGGCCAGCACCGGCUCGGUCAAAGGCUCGUACCCCUGCCGCUUCUGCAACGAAGUGUUCGCCUUCUCCGGCGUCCUGCAGGCUCACAUGCGCUUCCACCUGGGAAUCCUCCCCCACCAAUGCAACAUUUGCGACUAUGUGGCGCCGGACAAGGCCACGCUGAUCCGCCACCUGCGCACACACAGCGGGGAGCGGCCGUACGUCUGCCGCGUCUGCCACUACCCCUUCACUGUCAAGGCCAACUGCGAGCGCCACCUGAGAAAGAAGCACGCCAAGACCUCCAGGAAGGACAUUGAGAAGAACAUCAAGUAUGUCACCUCCACCACCACCAUCUCCGCCCCCAUCACCCCCACACCAGACUCAGAAACGGGCUGCGGCGGAGCGGAAACCACCUGCCGUUUCUGCGGCGAGGACCUGAAGAGCUACCGCGCGCUGCAGAUCCACCUUCGCACGCACAACGGCUGCCAGAAGAAGCCGUUCGAGUGCCGGCGCUGCGGCGCCGCCUUCCUGGCCAAGCGGAACUGCAUCCACCACCUGCUGAAGCAGCACCCCGAGGUGCAGGAGCGGGAAAUCGAGGAGCACAUUGCCACGCUGCUGCCCGCCAGCGCCGCCGUCAUGGCCGCCCGCACCGCUCCACCGAACGGGCUGAGUCCAGCUCAGGUUCUGUCGGCGGUGAAGGUGGAGGAGCUGCCCCACCUGGUUUACCCCGCAGACCUGGACCAGCCGCUCGACUUCUCCGCCAAGGGCCUCGGCAGCCGGGGGGGUUCUCCUGCAGUGAAGGUUGAGAGCUUCGACUGCUCUGCCCUGGACCAGCCCAUCGACCUCUCCAUCCCCAGCAAGCGCCAGCGAAGGGAGGCGGGGCCUGACAGGGCAGACAUCAAGACGGAGCAGAGCGGCGGCCUGGAGCAGACGCACGCCGUCACGUCGUCCAAGGACGAAAAGGUGAUGAGCGGGCUGCACCCCCACCCCCAGUUGGGCUGCUAUCAGCUUCCGCCUGGUUCCACUCCUCCCCCCACCCCACUCGCCGGCCCAGCACGCGCCCAGCGCCUCAAACCGCUGCUGCCCAAACCCGCCUCCUCCACGGCGUCUCCGCCCUCCCUGAAGGAGCUGCCCCCGCUGGCCUCCAUCGCGCAGAUCAUCAGCUCCGUCUCCACCGCGCAGGACCUGCUGAAAAGGGAGGCGCCCUCUCUGGACGCUAAACCCCAUCUGCCCACCGCCUCUGUAAACCCCCCCGUAGACGCGUCCGGCGCUGCAGCCGCUCAUAGUGAGGAGGCGCCCGACGGCAGAAGGCGGUCUCGGAAGAAGCCGGCCUCGGUGGGGGGGAAGGAAAAGCCCGGCGCCAUCGACCUGGAGUCCAGCGGGGAGUUUGCGAGCGUGGAGAAGAUGCUGGCGACCACCGACGCCAACAAGUUCAGCCCCUUCCUGAAGACCGGAGCGGGAGACCUGGCUGGAAAGAGAGACCCGGACAGGAUGGCAGGAGGAGCAGAGGAGAAGGAGGGAGGAGCAGCGGAGGAGGUGAAGCCCACAGCUCCUCAGUCCAAAGGGAAGAAGAACGCCUACUCCAACUCUGUCCAGAAGAUGACCUGCCCCUUCUGCCCCCGCGUCUUCCCCUGGGCCAGCUCGCUGCAGCGCCACAUGCUGACGCACACGGGUCAGAAACCGUUUCCGUGUCCGCGCUGUGACGCCUUCUUUUCCACCAAGUCCAACUGUGAGCGCCACCUGCUGCGCAAACACGGCGUGACCCACCGGACGCUGCGCCGCAACGGCAUCAUUGAGAAGAAGGACGGAGACGAGGGCUCGCACGAGAGCGCAGAGAGCCAGUCGGAGACGGAGCAGGUGACCCCAGAAGCACAGGUCAACGUGGACGCUAACCCCGCCCCCGCUGGGGAUAACCCCUCCCCUUGUGAAGGCACACAGCUAAGCCCCACCCACAAAUCUAACCAAGACUCCAGCCUGUCUGCAGAGCAGCUGCAGGAGGAGACCCCCGAGCAGCUCGACCAGCAGGAGGCGCCGGAGCCCCCAGCAGCUCCUGCUAAACAGCAUCUGCCCACUGGAAAGGUGGAGAGCACCGAUGAUGAAGACUGUCACAGCAACAAGAGUCUGGACCUAAACUUUGGCAAAAAGCUCAUCGACUUUAAGCUCACCACGUCGUCCUCAGGCUCCGCCCCUCAGGAUGAACAGCCCGCCUCCUCCUCGCCACCCUCUGGCUCAGCCACGCCCGAGCCCACGGAGACCCCCGAGGAGAAGGAGAAACUGACGGCCUCUCCCUCCCCAGCCUGCAGCUCGGCUCUGAGGUCGGAGUCCAAACACGUCUGUCACGUCUGCAGGAAGAGCUUCCGCUACGCCACCACACUCGCUCGCCACGAGAGAGCCCACGUCUCCGAGGAGACGCCCGCAGACGAAGCCCCGCCCAUGAAGAAAGAGGAGCCAACAGAGAGCAAAGCUGCUGAAGAGGAGACGGAAGACAAGGAGCUGGACAUGGAGGACGGAGGGAAGGGAGGAGACAGCGAAGGAGGAGAGACUGGAGAGUCAGAGGAGGAGAAAGAGAAGGAGGAGAGGAGUGACGAGGAGACGUCAGAACCAAAGAGCUCAGAGGGAGGGGAGGCGGCGGGGGGGCGGGUCGACAAGAGGAAGAAGAUCUGCUCUGUGUGCGGGAAAAGGUUCUGGUCCCUACAGGACCUGACCCGGCACAUGAGGUCGCACACAGGGGAGCGGCCGUACAAGUGCCAGACCUGCGAGAGGACCUUCACGCUGAAGCACAGCCUGGUCCGACACCAGAGGAUCCACCAGAAGCUGCGGGGCGCAGACGGCUCGUCCGCCGCCAACGAUGACGCCAGCGAGGACGGGGACUCUUGCACCCCCACCCCCACCUCCACGUGCCCCCCCUCAGAGAACGAGAGCGAGUGCGGCAGUACCGUCGUCGGGGCCAAGGAGCUGGAAGAGGAGGACGCCGCGAAGGAGGACGGCGAGGGUCAGCAGGAGGAUCUGCCCGCCACGGAGGCGGACGUUCCCGCCAAGCAGCCCGAUUCAGAACCUGAGCAGCACCAGGAACCAGAACCGAACUCCGCAGCGCCUUCCACUGACCAGCAAGCUACUGAUUCAAACACCAGCAUCGACUCGCAGGCGGCAUCCCCCAAAGACCCCCCCACGCCGUCCAGCUCCCCAGCUGGAGACGCCCCUACGCCCCCCAGCACUCAAGGCUUCAUCCAGGGGCUGCUGGAGAUCCACAGCAAGCCCCCACUGGAGCACAUAGUUCCCAACGGAAAGCCUCCUCUGGUGGGGGUAGACUGAACCCCCCCCUCAGCCAGCAUCACCGCCGUGCCAUUCAUGAUGCAAACCCAGCGGGCGGGGUCCCGGCGGACGCCCGGCGGACGCCCGGAAACCUCGUUUUCUUGAAGUGCCUUAACUACUAGUCCUGCGUGGAAGCGAGUCUGCAUGGAGGACGAGUUCCUUUUAUAGCUUUUUAUGACACUGAUCUACUCUUUUUUUUUUUGUGCGGGGAAUCUAGAUUUCAGCAAUAAAAUUAAUAUACGAUCGCAGUUUAUUAUUGUUCUAGAUCUUUUUUUUUUGAGUUGAUGAUCAAAUGCAGAGAAUGACGGGACUGAAGCAGACUGUCGGUGCGGCAGACCCCCCUCCCCACACCAUGCGUGGCCCCCCCCAGGGCCGCUUCGCCAGCAAGUCUCUCACUGUGACCCCAGGAGGAGGUCGUAACUGGAAAAUGCAGAAGGUCGGCUCCCGGCCGACCCCAUCUCUUUGCUGAUUCAGCAAACAUGGACGUUCACAAACUCAAGAAAAACUUUGACUGGGCAGGAAGUGGAGUUUUCCCUCCACGUCCACCUAUCACGCUAUUGAUCUUUGCCCCCUCCGGAUUUUUUUGUUCUUGAAUUAUACUCCUCAGUUGAUUCCAUGUGUGUAUAAAGGUUUUGUUUUUCAGCAUGUGUGCGAUUAGCAGUGAUAUUUAGGUGUGGGGAGGUGAAUAAUUAGUUGUUGUAUUUUUUUUUUGAUAACUGAACAAAUCAUUUUGUGAGUGUGAAUGUGUGCCACCCUGUAGUGUUAUUUUAGGGUUAAUGCCAGGGCCUCCAGCGCUAACACCUGCCCAACUUGUGUUUACCUCAACCUUCACCUUUCAACUGCACCCACGAAGGCGUCCGGCAGCAGCGCAGUGUGCUGACUCUUUGAUCGCUUGUCUUCCAUAAGGUGGUUCACAGAGUAACGUCAAGGAAGCUUCAUUGUUCCAGCACAGGCUAACUCACGCUAACUUGCUAGUAGCGGCUUGGACGACAAGCUACUUGAACCAAUUAGAAUCGCUAAAAUCUAAAUGUCGGAGGUUAAAGUGUUUUUCUGAAUUAGCUUAGUCCUGACCACAGCUCAGAUAAAGGGUGUGUAAUGGUUGAAACAUUUUUGUAUCAAAUUAUCCGCCAGGCUAGCAUAGCUAGCUAAGAUAUACUCAGCAAAGUGCUUUGACCCGGUAGCCUAAAGCUCAAAUAUCAGUUUUAACAUGUAGUUUUGCUAAUCAUAACCAGCGGCUAAACAGUUAAUUAAAAGUCAUAACUAACAGAAAUGUCUUGAGCUCUUGACCAAUAAUUUCAGGGUUUUACACGUUAGCCUAACCUUCUCUUCCUGUUAGCUAAAGCUACACGCUACAUGUAAAAAUGAAAUAAUUAAAUUAAUUUGAUAUUGGUUAACCCUUAAAAUGUAAAUAACAAAAUGAUUAUUCCAAGGACUCCACCUGAGUUGGCUUCAGUCCUAAACUCAUGCUAGCGCUGUGACAAUAAUGACUUGGCUAACUAACCAUGAAGCUAGCCUCUAGCUUGCUAGCCUCAGAGUAUCUGAAGUUUCCCUGACGUCCUGCAGCACCACGCCUUGACUGGAUCAGGCCUAGAAAAAGCUGCAUUUUCCUAACAUGCGAAGUUUGUCCUCUAAACGUCUAAACAAACAAAAGGAGGUCAGCUUCAGAGACAAUCAGUUUACCCGUUUUAGUGUUUCUUAAGUGUGUGAGCCUGCGUCUAGCCGCGUCAAAGGGCUAGAUAACCUCGCGUAGCAUGACCUGGUUAUUAAUUCUGAAAGGCUAGUGGGGCAGGUUUUGUAUUUUCUUGUUUGUGUGCAGAUCAGUAUAGCCAGUUUUCCAUGUCAUAGUUAGUUUUUUCUAAACAUUAACCAACCUCGUAAACAAAUCCAGCCUGAGCGUCUCCCUGCAGACGUGGCCGCAGAUGGCCGGUUGAAGCACAAUAAGCACAGCUUCUGGGAUGGACGGUGCUGCACAGGGGCACCAGACCUCCUGCUUACUCCUGUUUGUAUGAUUUCUGCGAGACACAAUCAAGAGGGAGUGAACUGGUUCCUUCAGACUGUUCAAGUAGUUAGGAACUCAAAGUCCCAGCAGCCUCUGCAGAGGAAAUGUUUUACCCUCAGCUCCAUGAAGUCACAUUUGCCUUUUUUCUGUCAAUUUGACCAAAACUAAUAAAACAAACUAUUUAAUUGGGAAAAUGAGCUGUUAGGUUUAGAAUAACAAAUAAUGAUUCCAUUGCAUAAAUUUUUAGCUGUAGCUUAGCUAACACUGCUUGCCCUUUAGCUAAAGAUACUAACAGCAACCUGUUAGCUGUGAUUAGCUGCUGCUGAAUCCGAUCUGCUGUUAGCAUGGUAAAAAGAACCAGUUUCAUUCCUGUCUCCUAACUUUUAAAACAAACUGACUAAUAAAUGUUGUGAAGAACAGUCAAAUGCCACAAUGCUAAAGGGCUACGAGGCGGACGCUUGGUUUUGGUCUGCAUUUGCGAGGCCUCUUCCACAGAGGUGCUGAUCAGUCUGCAGCAGCUGCUGCUGUCGCUGUGAAGCAUCAGCCUCUGUGUGAACGGAUGAAGCUGAUUCCCUCUGAACGGUCCUGUUGGCGCUCUGCUCCCUCUGCAGUGGAAACGUGCACUCACCUGACUGUGUGUGUGUGUGUGUGUGUGUGUGGGCGGGCGUGUGUGUAUGCGCAGCCGUUUGAAUACUGGACUUCCACUCGAAUGCAUGUGAAUUGUUUUUAGGUGUAUUUAUUUGGAGGUCAGGCGUGCGUGUGUGAAUGUGAGCCGUCUUUCUACGAUGAUCGAGAAGAAGCCAUGUGUGAGAAUCUAACUUUGAUGCUGCAGAACUGUUAUGAGGAACUAAUGGUUUGUGUUGUGGACUUCACGGUCCAGCGGGCCGGCAUACAACUCGCAAUAAGAACCUCUGAAUUCAAAAGCUUUAUGUAGAUCUCCUGUAAAUGAGGGGUUGUUGGAGACCGUUGAUUCUGUCUUUAGUUUAGAGUUUUUCCUCUAUGAUUUGUUAAUGCAUAUACAACUGUGAAAAUCCACUGUGUUCAGUUAAAGGGUGACUUUUAGGUUAGAUUUUGUUUUUUUGCAUGUCAAUCUAAUGUGUUCAGUUAUGGAUAAUUUCUUUCUUUACAACUUCUACACAUAUAAAUAUAAAACUAUGUAAUCUCGCUCUCAGGGUCUUUCACAAAUCCAUCAUUGGAAAUGCUUUGUUCUCUCCUCUCCUGAGCGCAUCCACUCCAGAUCCACCCCCACCCUGCCCUUUUUUUGAAUUGGCGUCUUGGAUCUGUAAAUCACUACAUUCAGCACUUGACUGUGAACUCACCGUCACCUAACAGAAGAUGAGCUUUGAUUUGUGACACUCUCCCCGUUUUCUGCUUUCAACUGUGUCUACGGAUCAUGACGUUCAAGUGCACUGGACCUCAGUCACGCAGCAUUAACCCCACUGUCCUCCUGUGAUGGCCUCCUUUUGCGCCUCCUGCUGUGUGACAACAUGGCAGUGUUUCACUAAGUCAAGAGAUGUAAACCUCUAUAUUCAAACCAAUAGAAAAGCAAUAAAGGCUAUAUUAAGAAAA
Molecule: messenger RNA, 9288 nt
Organism: Oryzias latipes (Japanese medaka)
Lineage: Eukaryota; Metazoa; Chordata; Actinopteri; Beloniformes; Adrianichthyidae
Gene: rreb1a
Product: ras responsive element binding protein 1a
Biological process (GO): regulation of transcription by RNA polymerase II
Cellular component (GO): nucleus
Molecular function (GO): DNA-binding transcription activator activity, RNA polymerase II-specific; RNA polymerase II cis-regulatory region sequence-specific DNA binding
Source: RefSeq, a predicted model, not a curated record